Molecule: messenger RNA, 2175 nt
Organism: Sesamum indicum (sesame)
Lineage: Eukaryota; Viridiplantae; Streptophyta; Magnoliopsida; Lamiales; Pedaliaceae
Product: nuclear pore complex Nup85-like protein
Biological process (GO): protein import into nucleus; positive regulation of DNA-templated transcription; mRNA export from nucleus
Cellular component (GO): nuclear pore outer ring
Molecular function (GO): structural constituent of nuclear pore
Source: RefSeq, a predicted model, not a curated record
AUGCCCGGCGUGACGUCAGAUUCCGGAGAAUUGAACUCUCUCUCCGUCGUUCCGCACACCCUCGAUACACAAAAACCAAGAGUUUACCCUCUACGGCUCCACCGCGUCACCCGUCCACUUGCCCGCCUCUCCAUCUCCUGGGCGCGUGGAAACACGCUCCGCGUGUCUCUCCUGCAAACCGAUGACGCUGCCUCUGAGCAGACUCCUGGUGGAGAAGUGGUGGAAGUGAAGCUCGGCAGUGCUGAUGCAGGAGAAAUCCCCGAAGCGCAGUGGCGGAGAAUUGCAUAUGGCUCAGUCGCCCCCUUUGCGCUUCUUCAAAGCAGAAAGAAUUCAAUGGAUGCGUUGCACUAUGAAAAAGAUUGGUGGGAACAUGUAAUGGAGUACAGCAAGGAAAUAAAUUCUCUUCUUGGUAAUACGAAGUCAUCUGUUCCUCCAACCAUUGAAGACCCAAAGACAGUACUUAAGAAAGUUGAGGAGCCAACCUCUUUAAAAGCUGCCUGGGAGCUGAUGGAAAUGUUUUAUGCCGACAAGCAAUCUCAGACUUGGAUCCCUGAACGCCUUCUUGAUUGGUUAGCUGAUUUUGAUUGUCUGUUCUCUGGAACUCAGCCAACUGUACAUGCCAAACUUGUGUCUUUCCAGAAUAAACUUGUUACCAUACAGGCAGUUGAGAAUCAUCCAGAAUAUUGGGAAAUUAUGUCAUCAGCUUUAGCAGUUGGCUGGCUUGAUGUUGUUGUAAAACUAUUGCGCUUGCAUGGAUCUUAUCUGUUUGAUCAGCUAGGAAGUCGUGAGAUAGAAAAUGGACUUGUAGAAGCAGUUGCUCUUCUUAUAUCAGAGAUGCCGCGUCUGCGCCCUGAUAUGCCCACAGAAAAAAUAGGAGAAUGCUACAGCACUAAACCUGAGUUCAUGAAGGCAUGGGAGAAGUGGCGAGCUAAAAUUACGAAGUUGGACUGCAGCGCAUUCUGGCUUCAAUGUGAUCACCAGCAGACUAGAGUUGGACUUAAAAAUAUGCUUCAAGUCAUGCUGGGAAAUGCUAGCGUUCUCUCCAAUGUAACAUACCACUGGAUAGAGCUCUAUAUUUCCCACUUUUUGUACGUCAGGCCUUUCACUGUGGGAUUGGAAAGCAUGUAUAGCCUGGCUCAGAAAUGCAUGCAUUUAAAACCAAUUUCCUAUCGCCAUAAACUGAUGGGACUUAUAAUUGGGAUUCUAGAAGAAAAUACAGAGGUUGUUCUAGCGGAAUGCUCAAGAUCAUUUGGCCCCUGGAUGACAACCCAUGCUAUAGAGCUGAUGGCAGCUGGGAGCACUCAAGCAGAAACACUUUUGCAUGAAGAGCAGUCUAAAAUUGGAGGGAUCUGUAUAGAGGAGCUCCAUCGACUUACUUAUGCCCAAAUUCUAUCCUCUCAUGCCUUGACAUGGAAUAUUGCACCUAUUUAUUUGACAUCAUGCUUGAAGCAAGGACUGGGCUUGUUAGAGAAUCUAUUGUACAAGCAGCCUGUACAACAUCAUCUGGUGUUACUAAAGAGCAUGGAGAUUUGCCGUCUCAAUGGACUUGACUAUGUUAGUUACAACAUGAUGAAGAUUGCUGGAGUUCAUUACUGGAAACAUGGCAAGAAAGGUUCAGCUGUCUUCUGGCUUCAGCAAGCUCGAGAUGAAGUUCGCUUAAACCGAAUUGCCAAGCAUUUAUUUGAUUUUGUUGGAAAAUCAGUUUCUGAUGAAAGUUUCAAGCAAUGGGAAGGAAUGAUUGAAUUGUUGGGGACUGAAUCAAAAACUGCUGGCGGGCUUGAGUUCUUGAAAAAGUAUAGGGAUUUCAGGCGAUCCCUUCAGCAAGUUCAGGAGGGAAUCACCACUGAUGCUGCUAGGAAAGCUGCAGAAGCACUUAUAUCACUGAUGAGAAACCCUUCUACACCUCAGCAGUUUUGGCUACCUCUCUUAUACGACUCACUGAAAUUGCUGAACUGGCAGGAGGGUCCCUUGCUUAACGUUUCACAGACUAACCUUUUGUUGAAUAAAUUGCAAGAGUUAUCAUUGGCAAGAUUGCUGCCAGGAUUUGUGGAUGCUGGCUUGCCACCUGAGGCCUUGCAAUCUGUCAGACUGGCUCUUGCCACUAACUUAGGACGUGCUAUCCUUGAAGAGUAAUUUUCUUACAUUAUACAUUGAAUGUACCUGGAGCCAUAUAAA